Scylla paramamosain (green mud crab) is the source of this 13676-nucleotide messenger RNA. It is a transcript of the gene Epp, whose product is annotated as ecdysteroid-phosphate phosphatase-like. The record is from RefSeq and is a predicted model, not a curated record. Gene Ontology annotation, molecular function: protein binding. Bases 158 to 2245 code for a protein of 695 amino acids. NCBI's taxonomy places the organism in Eukaryota, Metazoa, Arthropoda, Malacostraca, Decapoda, Portunidae. The transcript is spliced from 13 exons.
GUUUAUUAAUAUACGGUCUAAAUGCUGAAAACUUUCCAGUUUGCAUGUUUCAGCAUUAGACAGACAGCGGCAGGUAUUGAGAGCAGAGCCAAACAAGUAUCGGACCGUCGCCAUACACAGGCCACAACCACCGAAGAUCCUGGGAAUCCACCACACCAUGAUGGCCACCCUCCUGCCUCCUCGGAAGAACCCAACACCAACCAAGCUCUCUCGACAGCAUCUCUCUCCUCUUCAGAUCCUUCUACAGAUGGGUUUCCCAAAGCACAGAGCAGAAAAAGCUUUGGUAGCCACAGGGCACCGAGGAGUACAGCUGGCCUCAGACUGGCUCCUGGCACACGUCAAUGACACCACACUAGACUUGGACCGGCCACGGGAGUAUGUUGUGUACUUGUGUCCCACUGGUCCUCUCUAUGAACAGAUCCAGGCCUUCUGGGAUGAUUCACUACAGAAGUGUGGCUGGAAUGGUGCCCAUAACCUGGUGCCUCACAUAACACUUUGCUCAUUUAAAUGUGGGGAUGAGAACUGUGAACCAUUGGUGUCAGUAUUGAAGGAGGUGGUGCAUAGCCUGCUGCCCUCCUUCCCCUCCAGCCUCACCCUCGACAAAUACGUCUCCCCCAAUUACAUGGGACUCUUCCUCACCGAGCAUCAGGAAGACUUAAUCAAGAAGCUUGCCAUGUCCUUUGUCAAAGAGGCAUCACACCUGUUUGACGCAGGUUGUUACGACAAACUGGAGGUGAUGGCAGUAUGUCUGCCCUGGUGUUCAGGAACUACUUUGCCACAAGAAUACUGCAGUCCUGGGGAGGUUGCCAGCAAGGCUCUGCAUCUCACCCUGGCAUACCAGUUUCCACUGUCACAGUUCCCACGUUUAGAAGCAUUAGUGGAGGCAGUGGACCAGAGAGCACCAGUUACUUGGGAGGUGCGGCUUUACUCCAGGGACACUCGCAUCCACAACAAUGAGGUACACAAGGUCCUCUACUCCCAUGUGUCACGAGACCCUGAUGAGCUUGAGCUGUUAAUUGGGGACUUUGUUUAUGUGAAGGGAGACAGCCUGGCCUCUUCCCCUGAUGGGUGGGUAGAGGGAACGUCCUGGCUCACUGGCUCCACAGGCUUCCUUCCCAUCAACUACAUCGAGCGGACAGCGGAAUCUGAUGCCUGGACCCUUCAUAAAAGCAUACCGGUGAUUGGCACCAGUGGAAGAGAGUGUGUGGAGUCCCUACCUAACCGCCCACCCAUCUCCCUCUCAUUACUGAACCUCAUAGAGAACAGUGAGGGGUCCCGACGCUCCACUGAGGCCCUCUCAGAAUCUUCUUCCAUGGACCGCCUUCACUCUCGACAGGCUUCCUUAGAGGCCACACAGUCCCCUCUGCUGCACAAACAGGAGGACCUUGAUGCCCUCUAUGCCAAGGUCAAGAAGCCAAAGAAGGAAGGGCCAUUGUACCAAUUUCCCAUCAAGGGUCCACGUAAGGUGAUUGUGGUGCGUCAUGGAGAGAGAGUUGAUUUUACCUUUGGGGACUGGAUACGCUUCUGUUUUGAUGAAGCAGACCACUACCAGCGUCGGGACCUCAACAUGCCAGAAUCCUUACCUGAGCGUGCUGGGGCACCCCACAGCUUCUACAAGGACUGCCCACUCACUCAUGUGGGACUGCUACAAGCCACCCUCGUGGGUCGUGCCAUGCAUGCCAGCGGUAUUGAGGUGCACCAUGUCUUCUGCUCACCGUCCCUUCGUUGCGUCCAGACUUGCACUAAUAUUCUCCAAGGUUUAGGAAUAGCAGAACACAUGCCAAUCAAUAUCGAGCCAGGUCUGUUUGAGUGGCUGGCCUGGUACCAUGAUGGGAUGCCUGUCUGGAUGACCCUGGACGAACUCUCUACUGCCGGGUUCAACCUCAAUCAUUCUUAUGACCCUCUCAUCUGCCGGGAGGAACUCAAGGACACCCAUGAGAGCUGUGAGCAAUAUUAUGGGCGUAAUGCUUACGUCACACAGAGUAUUAUCAACACCACACAGGCACAAGGAGGAACUGUGUUAUUGGUGGGACAUGCUGCCACUCUUGACACCUGCACAAGACAGCUGGUGGGGGGAGCACCAAGAUCUGCCCAUGAAAUGAGUUCCAUAAUCAAGAAGAUUCCCUAUUGCUCUACAAGUGCUGUGGAGGAGGGGCCCUCAGGUCACUGGUCUUUGGUUGAGCCAGUCCGCCCUGUCUCCAAUACUGGCCAGCCACACUAUGACUGGAGGAUUCUCUUGAGUUGAAGGCGUGAACGAGGUUCUCAGUCUCUGCUGAUUAAGGCUUCCUCCUCUGGCUCCUUCACCAUCUCUGCUUCUGACAACCCCUGUUCUAAUACUUCCAGAACUCUUGGCAAGCUGUCACAAAAUGCUGUUUUAUUUUAUUUGCUUAUGUACUAGUGUUUACCAUCCCAGAACUUUGUUUGGUUUUGAAGAGAGUGUAUAAAGAGAUGCUGCUUCCUGUGCAACAUAAAAGCAUUGCUGUAGUUAUGUUAACUUGAGGUGAGGCAUGAAGGAAGACAGUUCUGUAUCUCACCUUGAUUAACAUUACUUACUUGGAAUAAUAUUAACUGAAUGAUGUGAAAAGUAAUGAACUGCUCUGCCAUGAUCCAUCUUAUAAAUGUUGUGUGAAAAGAUUCAUAAUACUUAAUAAAUGAUGUAGAUGGGGUUGUGGGAGACUGUGGAAUGAGUGAGAAUGAAAUACAGUGUGGAAGAUUGAAUAAUUGUUGGACUGAUGAAGUAAUGGAAUCAUCUAGUGAGUGGGACUUAAGCACCUGCUCUGUGUUCUCUGCUAAUAGGUCAGUAUCCCCUUAACAUGAAUGAGAUGAGAGUGAUUAAAGAGAUGAGGAAAAAUUAUAAAAGUGUUUAUUUAUAGGAAACUAAAAACCAUCACUGGUGUAAAGAAUGUUCACGAAUGAUGACAAAAUGAAAACAGAUUACUAAAGAUUCCACAGAUUCAUGAAUAAAAAUAUGUGGGUGAUUAAAGAAAACAGUGACUCACCAGAACAAAUAGGAGAACCACAAGGCAGUUAAAUAGAAAAUACAGGACUUCACCUUAUAUUUGAGUGAUCAGUAACUGUAAUAAACUUAUAUUUACGCACUAGACAGCCUUCUCACCAUACCUCUCUACUGUCAUUGCUAUUACCACUGCUACUACUACUACUACUACUACUACUACUACUACUACUACUACUACUACUACUACUACUACUACUACUACUACUACUACUACUACUACUACAUCCAUCACCACCACUAAUCAGCACAUCUCCCUGCUCAACAGAUUCCCUACUGCUCCUUUGCCUUUGCUGCUCAGGAGAACUCAGGCAGCUGGUCACUGCAGGAGCCUCCCUUCCCCCCUACCACUCACUCCAGCAAUAUAAGAUACGACUGGAGGGUGAUGAUGCCAUAACUUCCCAUCCAGUCAUGUGUUGUGGGUGAGACUGUAUGAUUGUGCAUGUGUUUGUGUGUUUGCAGACUCAUUAGAGGCUCUUCCUGCCUGUGUGUGUGUGUGUGUGUGUGUGUGUGUGUGUGUGUGUGUGUGUGUGUGUGUGUGUGUGUGUGUGUGUGUGUGGAUCUGUCUGUCUGUCUGUCCGUCUGUCUGUCUGUCUGUGUGUGUGUGUGUGUGUGUGUGUGUGUGUGUGUGUGUGUGUGUGUGUGUGUGUGUGUGUGUGUGUGUGUGUGUGUGUGCUUGAAUUGGAAAGGCAUUAGGGGUUGAGAGUUAUUCUCUUCAGCUUUCAGGGACAAACACUAAGCUGUGUGCUGAGGUGAAAAUCCAAUGCUCAGAGAAGUAAUUAAAUGAAAGAAUAUAGUUACAAUUCACAAAGGAAAAAUUGUUUCUCAAAAUGGGUGAAAAUGUCUGUGAUGGAUAAUUUUCUUCAUUGUAAUUUAUGGAAGUCAAUAUAGAUUUUGAGAAGGAUAAACUAUAGGCACACUACACACAUUCAGGUUUAUUACAUUCAGUCAAAGUGAAUAUAUUAAAAAAUAAAUAAAUAAAAAAUCAAAGAAAUAUUAGGAUGAGCAAAAUCAGACACUUGCUGAUAACUACAUACCUAUACUAAAUCUACAGAUUUCUCUUAUAUCACUCACAGUUUCAUGUCAUUCUUUCCCCCUCAACAUAGUGCAUACACAGUAACCAGUAAACACAACAGCAGUAUGGUAUCUGUGUUGGUUAUUGCCAGAGUGUUUGCUAGACUCCCUCAUCCUUGCUGGGAGAUGUAAUGUACCCGUGAUGUACACAAGCCUUCCUCUGAGGUGAUAUUGUGGACAAAGAGGAGGAAAGGAGUAGUGAAUAGAGAUAAAAAAGUCUGUUAGUUGUCUAUGUGUAUGAGCAUGAUGUGCAUCUGAUAAUAAAAAGAAAAAUGAGAAAAUAAGAUUAGAUCAUGAUAAUAGAAAUGUUGUCUGUUUUUGUGUUCAGAUUACUCAAUAUUAUGCUGGUAAGGAGUUAUCAUUGUAGAUCAUUAUUCUCUGAUUGUAGUUGUGUGGUUGGAAUAGUAUUUAUUGGGAAGCUGAGGAGAUGAGGGAAGUGUUAAAGCCUAUAUUAAUUCUGAGGUUGUAAGAGGUCUCUGUGCUAAGAGUAUUAGAUGGUAUUAAGCAGAUGUGGUAUGUUAAAAAACUAAACUAUUUUGUGUGUUGUGUGGUGGAGAGUCAUAUAUAAGUGUUGUUAAAAUAAUAAGGAGUGGAAGGAAACAAACAUUUGUAAAGCCAUGGCCAUGAAAGCACAGUCUGUCCCAUAUUUAUAUAGUGCAAAUGAAAUGGUCAUUUGUCUCUUGAACUGCUGCACUUACUUCCACUGUACUGUGCAUAGCAUCUUCCUUUAAUCUUAAAUCUAUUGAUAUAUUCACAAUCUAUCUGCUGUCAAGUUUUGUAAGAUUGACAGCAGAAUAAAGGACCCAAGAUCAUUUGAAAAUUAUAUGCACAGUGGAAAUGUAUUGUGGCAGGUUACUUAAAUCCAGACUUUCAUUGUGCCAAGUAUGUUUGGACAGACUCUCUUGGACACACUAAGUCUUCCCAAACAAACUUGGUGGCUUCCUUGAGCCUUUCUUUCAUGGAAUUUGGGACAAUGGACCGUAUGCCCAAGUGUUUUGGUGUCUUAUUGUGAUGAUUUUUGACAGAUUAUAAUAGAAGUUAUAGAGGUUUCCAAGAACGUUUUCAUGAUUCUUGUGAUUGUGUAGCAAAGAUUCUUCAUCAUGAAUGAAAAAAAGAUAAUAUGAGGAUGCAAUGAAUCAUCUCUGUGGCCUUUGAAAAUAACCCUUAUGAGAGAACAAAGCGUUUGGAAAUACGGACCCUUAUGACUCAGACUGUCCAUGGCCUGUCUUGGGUACUGCUUUCUGUGCUGUGUUGGCUCAUUCCAUGGUAUUGCCUCAUUCUUGUGAGGAGAAAAAAUAUUUACAAGCUAUUGUGCUUUUAAAUCAAGCAUAAGUAGCGCAUAUAUUAUUAUUUUAGCUGCUUUGGGUUUGAGUAAUGAAGCUCAUACAUUGCACGCCAUUCUCAGUUUUAGUCAAAAGAAGUGUGUAGUGUUUAUGUGAAAUGUAUGUAAUUAAUUUGAAUUUGUUUGUAUUCUUAUGUGAGAAACAAAAUGUAAGCACACACACACACACACACACACACACACACACACACACACACACACACACACACACACACACACACACACACACACACAGCAUUUGUUGAUUUCUCCAUACUACAAUCAGUGACAGAAAAAAUAAGUUAAUUUUUUAUAAUCACCAAGAGUGCUGCAAAUAUGUGAAAACAUAAUAUAUUUAUUUCCAUUCAUGUGGAAACACUAUGAUUGCUUCAGACAAUUUGUUGAUUAGAUUGUAAUAAGAAAACAACUUUUAUGUGAUCCUUCAAAGUAUUUAUUUACAAUUUACUCAUACCAUGGAUUGCUGUAUUGGUGAACUGAUGUAGUUACCCACAUUACCUGCUUGAAGUACAAGGAGGAAAAUGGAGUCUGCCUCUUGAAAUCUGUGAAGAAUUGGUUGACAACAUUUUUCUCUCUCCAAUUUGGUCUCUGAGGAGGCCAGAACAGUGUGUCAACUCUGUGCCUCCCAACACUGGACCUACAAGCAGGCUGGCUGUCCCCUGCUGAGUUCCUUUUAGAAGCUAAAAGAAAUUACAGCAUUGAGUCAUCUUUCAUUUUGCACAGCAUUGGUAAAGGCAUUAAUUAUUGCAUGUGUGACUGGCUGACUGGCAUAUCUUUAAACAUGUGAUUGGUCAACACACUCACACUUCUGUAUUCAUAAUUACUUGACUGAUAGUAUUGUAUGUAUAGUGUGUGCUGGUAGUUGUUAAUGCUGAACUUUGUUUAGCACUCACACUACUGCUCCUCAAAGUCUGCCUUGCUGUUUGGCCUCACUCCUGUGCCCUUACUGCUGUUACUUAACUGCACUGACAAGUUUUGAGAAGGUUGGAUGUUGCUGUAAAGUAUUUGUAUGUUAUGACAAUUUUACAACAUGAUGCCAAACAUUCAAAGAUUAAUUGAAAUGUGAUUUACUUAGCAGAAGCUUCAUUGCAUUAUACAGAAGCAGUAUCAGCAGAUUCUUCAUUUUCCAUGCCCCUAGCAAACUAAUGAGAAAUCUAAAGAUUACUAAAGAGAAGAGAAAAAAAUAAAGCCAUUUGUCUCAUUGCUGUGGAACCUUAACUCAGAUUUGUCCAGUAUUGGGAGGAUUUGCUGCACAUGCAAUGAAUGUAAUGAAGGAGAAAGGCUGGUUUGCCACUAAAAGGAGGAAGGGAAAAGUCUGUAGGGUCUUGUUUAGCAAUCAUAGCUCCAGCCAGGCACCAGGACAGGAAAAGCAGGUGAUUUUGGUAGUCAUAUAGAAUGUGGUGGCUAUGGUGGUGGUGGUCUUGGCUGGCUGACAAAGGUGCAUAUUAACUGCCUUAUAUAUAAACACCUUUGGCCUCUCUAAUGUCCCUAUUGAUUCUUGUAGUCUUUAAACCUGUACUCACUCUCCACAGUUAUGUUUCUUUCCUCCAAUGUGCAGCCUUUCCCUUCAUCCCACUGAAACUCGUAGGUGCUGCUGCUGCUGUUGUUGUCAGAGUUACACAGCAUUCAUUGCCUCCAACAGCAAAUUCCUGUGAUUUAUACAGAUUUUUAUAGUUAUUUAAGCUGUGACCUGGAUUCUCAACUGUUCAGUGUGUUUGAACUUCAAUGUGGCAUUAUAUACAUGCUACACUUUUUAUCAAUAAGAAUAUUACUUGAAUAUUAUUUUAUUUGUAUGCAAGUCAUAGGAGACUGUCAGCUUAGUUGGUUUUAUGUAAGACAAGUGAGUGGAAUGUGAGAAGAAACACAAGAUGAAGCAAAAGUUACUUUAUUUUUCAUGUUUCACACUAUGAAGAAAGCAACAGCUGAAAUAUAAAAGAAGUAAACUAUUUCAGCUUCCUCAAAUGUUUUUUCUCACCACCAUAUUCCACUUUAUUGGUUUUAUUAAGUAUGUAAGUAUAGUGUGAACUAUUUUUUCAUGUGUAUGCCCUAUAAAUUGACAAGUCUACAUUUUUUUUUUUUUUUUUUUUUUUUUUUUUUUUUUUUUUUUUUAUGUAGGAGGGACACUGGCAACAAAAAUCCAACAAAAAAAAAAAGCCCACUGAGAUGCCAGUCCCAGAAAAGGGUCCAAAGCGGUAGUCAAAAAUUGAAGGAUGUCUUGAAACCUCCCUCUUGAAGGAAUUCAAGUCAUAGGAAGGUGGAAAUACAGAAACAGGCAGGGAGUUCCAGAGUUUACCAGAGAAAGGGAUGAAUGAUUGAGAAUACUGAUUAACUCAUGCAUUAAAGAGGUGGACAGAAUAGGGGUGAGAGAAAGAAGAAAGUCUUGUGCAGCGAGACUGCGGGAGGAGGGGAGGCAUGCAGUUAGCAAGAUCAGAAGAGCAGUUAGCAUGAAAAUAGUGGUAGAAGACAGCUAGAGAUGCAACAUUGAGGCAGUGAGAGAGAGGCUGAAGACAGAGGAAAGGAGUUGAUGAGACGAAAAGCUUUUCAUUCCACCAUGUCUAGAAGAGCAGUAUGAGUGGAACCCCCAAGACAUGUGAAGCAUACACCAUACAUCGACAGAUUAGGCCCUUGUAUAGAGUUAGCAGCUGCGGGGGUGACAAAAACUGGCGGAGACAUCUCAGAACGCCUAACUUCAUAGAAGCCGUUUUAGCUGCAGAUGAGAUGCGAAGUUUCCAGUUCUGAUUAUAAGUAAAGGACAAACCAAGGAUGUUCAGUGUAGAAGAGGGGAACAGUUGAGUGUCAUUGAAAAAGAGGGGAUAGGUGUUUGGAAGGUUGUGUCGAGUUGAUAGAUGGAGGAAUUGAAUUUUUGAGGCAUUGAUCAAUAUCAAGUUUGUUCUGCCGCAAUCAGAAAUUUUAGAAAGAUCAGAAGUCAGCCGUUCUACAUGAAAUGUUUACUUCCUGAAGGAUUGGAAGUCUAUGAAAAGACGUGGAAAAGUGCAGGGUGGUAUCAUCAGUGUUAGAGUGGAUGGGACAAGAAGUUUGGUUUAAUGGGUCAUUUAUGAAUAAUAAGAAGAGAGUGGGUGACAGGACAGAACCCUGAGGAACACCACUGUUAAAAGAUUUAGGAGAAGGACAGUGACCAUCUAUCACAGCAGCAAUAGAACAGUCAGAAAGGAAACUUGAGAUGAAGUUACAGAGAGAAAGAUAGAAGCCGUAGGAGGAUAGUAUGGAAAUCAAAGCUUUGUUCCAGACUCUAUCAAAAGGUUUUGAUAUGUCCAAGGCAACAGCAAAAGUUUCACCAAAAUUGCUAAAAGAGGAUGACCAAGACUCAUUAAGGAAAGCCAGAAGAUCACCAGUAGAGCGGCCUUGACGGAACCCAUACUGGCGAUCAGAUAGAAGGUUGUGAAGUGAUAGAUGUUUAAGAAUCUUCCUGUUGAGGAUAGAUUCAAAAACUUUAGAUAAGCAGGAAAUUAAAGCAAUAGGACGGUAGUUUGAGGGAUUAGAACGGUCACUCUUUUUAGGAAAAAGGCUGAAUGUAGGCAAACUUCCAGCAAGAAGGAAAGGUAAAUGUUGACAGACAGAGAUGAAAGAGUUUGUCUUGGCAAGGUGCAAGCACAGAGGCACAGUUUCGGAGAACAAUAGGAGGGAUCCCAUCAGGUCCAUAAGCCUUCCGAGGGUUUAGGCCAGUGAGGGCAUGGAAAACAUCAUUGUGAAGAAUUUUAAUAGGUAGCAUGAAGUAGUCAGAGGGUGGAGUAGAGGAAGGAACAAGCCCAUAAUCGUCCAAGGUAGAGUUUUUAGCAAAGGUUUGAGCGAAGAGUUCAGCUUUAGAAAUAGAUGUGAUAGCAGUGGUGCCAUCUGGUUGAAAUAAAGGAGGGAAAGAAGAGGAAGCAAAGUUAUUGGAGACAUUUUUGACUAGAUGCCAGAAGUCACGAGGGGAGUUAGAUCUUGAAAGAUUUUGACACUUUCUGUUAAUGAAGGAGUUUUUGGCUAGUUGGAGAACAGACGUGGCAUAGUUCUGGGCAGAAAUAUAAAGUGCAUGAGAUUCUGGUGAUGAAAGGCUAAAGUCCCUUUUGUGGGCCACCCGUCUAUCAUGUAUAGCACGAGAACAAGGUUUGGAAGGUUUAGGUCGAGAAAAAGAGUGAGGAAUGUACACCUCCAUGCCAGGCACUAUCACCUCUGUUAUGCGCUCAGCACACAAAGACGGGUCUCUGACACGGAAGCAGUAGUCAUUCCAAGGAAAAUCAGCAAAAUACCUCCUCAGGACUCCCCCAACUAGCAGAGGCAAAACACCAGAGGCACCUUUGCUUAGGAGGAUCCUGAGGAGGGACUGGAGCGACAGGACAAGAUACAGAUAUGAGAUUGUAGUCGGAGGAGCCCAACAGAGAAGAGAGGAUGACAGCAUAAGCAGAAGGAUUAGAUGUCAGGAAAAGGUCAAGAAUGUUGGGCGUAUCUCCAAGAUGGUCAGGAAUAUGAGUAGGGUGUUGUACCAAUUGCUCUAGGUAAUGAAGGAUAGUAAAGUUGAAGGUUAGUUCACCAGGAUGGUCAGUGAAGGGAGAGGAAAGCCAAAGCUGGUGGUGAACACUGAAGUCUCCAAGAAUGGAGAUCUCUGCAAAAGGGAAGAGAGUCAGAAUGUGCUCCACUUUGGAACUUAAGUAGUCAAAGAAUUUCUUAUAGUCAGAGGAGUUAGGUGAGAGGUAUACAGCACAGAUAAAUUUAGUUUGAGGGUGACUCUGUAGUCGUAGCCAGAUGGUGGAAAACUCGGAAGAUUCAAGAGCAUGGGCACGAGAGCAGGUUAAGUCAUUGCACAUAUAAAUGCAACAUCCAGCUUUGGAUAAAAAAUGAGGAUAGAGAAAGUAGGAGGGAACAGAAAAGGGGUUACUGUCAGUUGCCUCAGACACCUGAGUUUCAGUGAGGAAAAGAUGAGAUUUAGAAGAGGAGAGGUGGUGUUCUACAGAUUGAAAAUUAGAUCUUAGACCACAAAUGUUGCAGAAGUUAAUGAAGAAAAAGUUGAGGGGGGUGUCAAGAUGUUUAGGGUCGUCAUCGGAAGGGCAGUCCGACCUGGGGACAUUUGUGGUCCCCUCCCCAGAUAGGGGACUCCAAGGCUGGUGUACAAGUCGCCAUGAAUUUUGAAAUUUUGAGUGAAGGGUGUGUGUUAUUAGGUGCCCCCUUGUGUUGUGAGACACAAAGGGAAACGUUCAGUGAGGUCACAGCUGGGUUUAAUGAUAAGUUCACAGCACCCCCUGAUCCAGUGCUUUAGACCUCACUGAGAGUAAUUAUCAUUUCGGCAGGUGCCUACUGCCUCCUCCUCAAAUGACUGUAUUCUCAAAAGGUAAAGGUUUUGACUACUGUUAGUAAGUCUUAGUGGAUAUUAUCUACGUUUUCAAGAGUGCUUUCAUGUUUAUAGUGAUAGGGAAACGUUCAGUGAGGUCACAGCUGGGUUUAAUGAUAAGUUCACAGCACCCCCUGAUCCAGUGCUUUAGACCUCACUGAGAGUAAUUAUCAUUUCGGCAGGUGCCUACUGCCUCCUCCUCAAAUGACUGUAUUCUCAAAAGGUUUUGACUACUGUUAGUAAGUCUUAGUGGAUAUUAUCUACGUUUUCAAGAGUGCUUUCAUGUUUAUAGUGAUAGUUUAACAAAAUUUUGCACCACCAAUGGGAAAAGCACUUGGGAGAAUCUGAUUAGUAAUUUCUGAAGCAUUUGAAAAUAGUCCUGAUAAGAAUCCAAAGCAUUUCAGAAUAUAGGCUAAAAUUAAUGUAUAUGAUACCACUGAACAUUUCUCAAAGUAGACUAUUUAUAGUAGAAUUAUAAGACCCUUACUCUUAAAUGAUUGUUGUUGACAUGAAACAUUUUUAGUAUAUUGAUAGCCCUUCCUGUUACAAGAGUUUAAUAAGGUAAACUGGCAGAUGAAGUAAAGACGAAGAAGUAAAAAGAUUCAGAGGAAUAAAAGAGAGGAGGGAAACAAGGGACUAUAAUACAUUGAUAUACAACAAAUGCAUAAUUUCAGACUACUCCUUAUUCAACAGAUCUCCUUUCAUUAUAUUCAUAUUUCACAUUAACAGUAAACAGACAGUGUGCACAUGUAGAAUUAGUUCACAUUGUACAGUAAUAUAUGUAUGUGGUGUGUAAGUGAAUUAUGGAAAAUGGAAGAAGAAAAAUCUACCUUUGAAAAACUUAUAGUAUUGGAAAAAUUUAGUUUUCUAACCAAAAAUACAUAGAAAAAAAAAGUAAAAAAGCUAUGUACUAAUUAGUUGUGAAUAAUGUAAAAAAAUAAAUAAAUAAAUAAAAUUAAUUGAGAGGACAGAGUCAAGUGACCAACAAUGAACUCCACUUAUUCCAGUCAAAAGCAGUGUGACAACCAUCAGGCAGCACAGAGGUGUCACUUGGAGCCCUCCAGAUAAAAAUUCAUACUAUCUACCAGUACUGUCAUUCAAAUGUCUGCAGAUUUCCCAGACUCUUACACUGCCAGGCUCUGAUGGAAAGUCAUUGUGAAGACCAAGCCAAGGCAGAUAAAUGGAAUAAAACAUAAGAACAUCACUGUGUCAAGUGAAUGUAUCCAAGAGUGAAAUCCAGUACCUAAUUUGCCAUGUUUGAAUAUACCUUGUUACAACAUAUGUAUUUCAUAGGACUUUCUCAGAAAUUUUCUUCAUGUAUUUAUUCAGCUAUGUAUUUUUGUUGUAGGAUAUUGCAGAAAAUCCAAGGAAUUUAAAUUUAGCCCUCAAGAGAACCAGUAUUUUUGCUAGCUGUUACAACACAAUGUUUUAAGCCUUGGUGCAUGGUGCUCACACUGGACUGUCUGUAGCUAGUGCUGCAGGUGAUUUUAAAAGUGUUAUAUAUUUUUCUUUCAUACAAAACUAUUAUUUUUUGUCACCCAGUAUAUAUUUUUCUUUCAUACAAAACUAUUAUUCUUUGUCACCCAGCUUGGGCUGUGAGCAGGUCCCUGUUUCUUCCAUUUAGUCACAAAACCUGCAACCCCCAUCAGCCAUCUGUGUACACAGUGCAUGCACACACAAGUGAAUACCACACCUGUGCUCAUGCACAUUCACAGUCCUUCAUGUAUGUAUGUACACUUAAAUGAACAGUGGCCAACUUCCUUCCAGGGAAAAAAAUAUUAAAUAUUUUAUAUUUUCAUGGAACAAAAUUGUUUUAUGUAUUCUAGUCAUAGUCUGAGAGCAGAGUAGACUUAGAUGUUUGGUUCAUAAUUAUGUAACUGUAAGGUGUGGAAUGACAUAUCGUGUAGUACCUUCAAUCUGAUUCCAAUUGCUCCUUCGUAUGUCUUGCUCUUCAGGCAGACUAAGAAACCCUGGGACUUGGAUGAAGUAGGUCUUGUGUUGUGAUGUGUUGGGAACACCUCACCUUGACCUGUUGCACUUUGUAAAUGUAAAAUGGGCUUUUCUUUUUCAUGUUAAUGGUGUUAAAAAUCUGAAGCUGGAAGAUGAGCAUUACACCUAUAAUAAAGGUGUUUUAGUUUUGACUACAUAAAAGAAGACAGGGCAAGAGGUGAAUGAGUAAAAAAAUGUGUCAGAAAUGCUUCUGUGUAAAAUAUUUUGAGUGGAUAAUUCUAUAGAACAAAGACUGGAUCAGCUAUUGAUGUAUUGGCUUCUUACGUAAGUAAAAGAAAGAAGUGUUCAUUGUGUCAAUUUGCAAGAGGAAGAUAAAACUGAGGAAAGCAGAAGCCCAAGAGUGAACAUUAAGGAUUACAUUGUAUUAUGAACAUAAUCAGAGUCAUCUUACUUGAGAGUGUUAAGAAAAGUUUGUGUUUAAUAAAGAAUGAAAAAAGGGGGGAGGGGAGAAAAGUUGCAUGAAGAAGUGAGAAAUUGGAAGGAAAAUGUAGCUGAAGACACUAGCAGAUAUUUAAAAAGUGUGGCUCUUCAGGAGUCUCAGAAGUACCUACAAUGUAAGAAAACUACUUGAAAUUUUAUGAAAAUGAAACCACAGAGGAAAAAGUUUCACACUUAUAUAACAGUAUUCUCCUCAGUACUACUACUGCCACUAAAGGAGCCUAAAAAGCUUCAGUAUACUCAUUCCACACUCACUCCACCAGUGCUCCCUGAGUGACUCACUGCUCCACUCCACUCUAGUAUGUUAUGUGUGUUGCUGUGAUCCUGCCCCCUUGGUGGCAAUUCACAAAGGACUGCAAACACACAUGAUAUCUUGUUUAUUCUUAUUUGUUGUGUUGAUUAUUGUUUUGUUCCAUAGAUUCUGUAUUGCUUACAACUGAAUGCCAAGAAAAAGUAUAUAAAUAAUGUUGAACUGA